Molecule: messenger RNA, 1845 nt
Organism: Vicugna pacos (alpaca)
Lineage: Eukaryota; Metazoa; Chordata; Mammalia; Artiodactyla; Camelidae
Source: RefSeq, a predicted model, not a curated record
GAGCUGGGUGAGCAUCUCCUCUGCCCAUUUAUCAGGCGGGCUGUUCCUUGCGGGCUGUGCACCCCUUUCAGCUAAACACAGGCUGGGCCACCUUUGGGCGUGUUGCCUGGACUCGAUGAUUCCAUGCCCUUGAGGAUAAAAACUGGAGGUAAAUCCCUAAUUUACUGCAGGAAAUCACUGCAGUUCACACCAGGGGUGUCGUUGCUUGCAAGAGCUGAGGCCACAUAAUGGCAGUCCCAGUGAGGGGCUCUUUGGCAGCUUUUCUGGGUACAGAAUCGAGGCUGGCCAUAUGAGAUUGUGGGAAGCCCUCCAGUCCAGCCUCAGCUCCGGGCCGUUACUGUAUCGUGGGGCAAACCAACCUGCCUCCCUCAGAGGGCUGGCGCCAGGCCCACGAGGCCCCCAGCAUGAGCGGGCGGCGGGCAGCUCAUCACUGGUGCCCGUCUGUGUUUCAGGCCCAGCUGAGGCUUCCUUCCCGAGACGAUGGCAGCCCUUCACACGACUCCGGAGUCCCCAGCCACCCAGCUGCAGAGGGCGGAGGACGGGUCGGAAUGUGACCCUGAUCAUGAGGAAGAAGAGGAAGAGGAAAAUGGGGAAGAGAUGGAGGAGAUAGAGGAGGAGGAGGAGAUGCUGGUGGUGGAGGAGGAUGAGGAUGUGACGGAGGUGGUGGAGGAGCUGGAGGCAGAGAGGGUGCAGGCAAGGCAGGUGGAACAGGUGCAGGUGGAGGAGGACAAGGACGUGGCAGAGGUGGUGGCAGAAGAACAGAGUCCACCGUUGGGGACCCAGGAACGCCUUAGCUUUGAUGGUGAUGCCGAGUCCCCAGUUCUUCAGGGAAAAGCCCUGCAGGCCUCCCAGGCUCCAGCCACACCUCGGGAUGAGGACCUGGAGCAGGAGGAAGAGGACGAGGAGGAAGAAGAGGAGGAAGAGGAGGAGGAUGAUCUCCUGACAUCUGGGUCUCAGGGGCUGGUGACCUUUGAAGACGUCGCUGUGUAUUUCUCCUUGGAGGAGUGGGAAAGGCUAGACAUGGAGCAGCGGGCACUCUACAAGGAAGUCAUGCAAGAAAACUAUGGGAUUCUGGUGUCCUUGGGAUACCCAAUCCCCAAGCCGGAUCUGAUCUUCCGGCUGGAGCAGGGAGAGGAGCCUUGGGUCCCAGAUAGCCCCCGUCCUGAGGAGGGAGACAUUGUCACUGGUGUCUACACAGGGGCCUGGUUCUGGACAGACGACAUGGAGGACCACGAGGAGGAGGACGACGAGGACUUCCUGGCAGAGGUGGCUGAGGAGGAGAACGAGCCCCCUGGACUGUGGUCAGCGGCCUACGGUGUGGGGGAUGUGCCUGGGACGUGGGGCCCCGACGACUCGGAUUCAGCUCAAACUCCAGAGGGAUGGGGCCUCGACCCCAGCGUCCUGGUGGAUGGAGCCGAGGCGAAGCCUUUUCUGCCGGGCCGGGAGCCUGGUGCAAGCUUGCUGGCGCCCUGGGCCUUCCCAGCCGCGGUGGCUGCUCCCACCGGGCGGCCGGAGACGACUUGUGAUGUGUGCGGCAAAGUGUUUCCGCACCGGUCACGGCUGGCCAAGCACCAGCGCUACCACGCGGCCGUCAAGCCCUUCGGCUGCGACGAGUGCGGCAAGGGCUUCGUGUACCGCUCGCAUCUGGCCAUCCACCAGCGCACACACACCGGCGAGAAGCCCUUCCCGUGCCCGGACUGCGGCAAGCGCUUCGUGUACAAGUCGCACCUGGUUACGCACCGGCGCAUCCACACGGGCGAGAGGCCCUACCGCUCAAAUGUCAAUGUAGCAUCUCCCAGCAUUGCCAAGGAGAAGUGGAAGCCCCCAGUGACCCGUGAGAUGUGA